AAGCCAGAAGAGUUCCUCUUUUCAAAGAGAAAGCUGGUGGAGAAUAGCAUUAACAAAUACUCCUAUACCUGGCACUUAUCACUUGAAAACUUUUAUUGAAGAAUCCCUAUUAAAUCCAGUGGCAGCAACCUACAAUUUUAAAAAUGAAGGAAGGAAAAAGCCACCUCUUGUGCAAAGAAACAAUCCAGUCUUAAAUGAUCUUCCACUGUACAUGCCUCCUGACUUCCUGGACCUGUUAAAGAAGCAAUCGGCCAGUUACUCCUUCAAAGACAAGCCCCGGCCCAGCCCCAGCACAUUAGUUUACAAAGAUAAGUCACUCCACCUUUACCCAGGGCAAUACGAGAUUCUUCCUACACCAGUUCCCAAGUACGCUUCCAGGAGCUUUGUAUUCCGUUCUACAGUUCAAAGAUUCCCAACAAUCUACUUUACUCCUCGUGAAGGCCCAGGACCAGGUCACUAUAAUGUAAAAAUACCUUCACCAAGUUCCAUUACUUCUUGUUUUCAAUCCAGAGUACCCCGGUUCAAGCCCAGCUAUUCAAAAACCCCAGGCCCAGGAGCCUACGUAUCUUCCAGACAGUUCCCUAAGCAGAACCCAACCAUAGCCAAGAUGGGCCGAGAACACAGCCUUUUCUUCAAUAACACGAUUGGCUAUUAAAAUAAAGUGAUAUUGGUGCCAA
Urocitellus parryii (Arctic ground squirrel) is the source of this 677-nucleotide messenger RNA. RefSeq names its product sperm-tail PG-rich repeat containing 4 (gene Stpg4). Gene Ontology annotation, cellular component: female pronucleus; germinal vesicle; male pronucleus. NCBI's taxonomy places the organism in Eukaryota, Metazoa, Chordata, Mammalia, Rodentia, Sciuridae. Gene Ontology annotation, molecular function: chromatin binding; histone binding. The record is from RefSeq and is a predicted model, not a curated record. Gene Ontology annotation, biological process: epigenetic programing of male pronucleus.